AAUCAAAAGUAGAACAGAUUCCCUGUAACGAAUUUUACAUGUUAUUCGCACGUCAAAAUAUUAUUGAAGAUAAAUCAAUCGAUAAUCAUUUCAAAUCUAAUAGUAAUAAAUCUGCAACCCCAAAUAAUACCUAUAUGAAUUAUCAUAAAGGAUAUAGGUUAAUAGAAGGUUUGGUUGAAAAUAUGAUUUUAAUACUUUAUCACACACCAAGAGAUUCACCAACUACACCACCAGAGAAUUGUACUCGGGACGUUUACCAUCUUUACAAAGAUUGGCCAGGUUUAGACGAGAUCAAUAAAAAAGACCCUAUGCUUUCAUAUGAUCCCUUAGAUCCAAUGCAAGUUCAAGUUGUUUAUAAAGACUUGAAAGAUGUAGUCGAUAACUUGGUACAAUCAAUCCAUGAAAAUAAUGAAGAAACAAACCAUCUGGAAACAAAAUUAGUAUAUUAUUUAGAAAGAUAUAAUCAAAUUUUGAAUCCGUAUGAUCAUAAAACCGCUGAACCACUUUAUAACUGUAGCUCACUUAGUUGUGAUGAAUAUAAGGCAAUUUUAAGGGAUGUCAAAGAAGCUAUUGACAAAUUGCAUGAGGAAAGUAUUGUUUUUGCUGACCUCCGUGAUUCCAACAUUCUAGUUGACAAAUCUCAAGGCCGAUAUAAAGAAAUGUUAAUAGAUUUCUAUUGGGCCAGUAAAGAUGAAAUCGAGUGCUAUCCAUCUUUUAUGAAUCAAAAACAUAUUAAUUGGCCACCAGGGGCUGAGGAUAGGAAGAAGCUGAGUCGAAAACAUGAUGUUUAUCAGUUAGAGCUGUUGAAAGCUAAAUGCUUGGGUAAGAGUGUAGAUCUAGAAUAA
Molecule: messenger RNA, 845 nt
Organism: Dentiscutata erythropus
Lineage: Eukaryota; Fungi; Glomeromycota; Glomeromycetes; Diversisporales; Gigasporaceae
Source: the annotation of a GenBank genome assembly